CCUGUACGGGACAAUAAGGGGUGGGACAAAGCUGUGUAUACUAGCCUACUUUAAAAUCUGUAAUCUAGCCUUUAGAUCAGAACUAAUAGACAACAACAACAAAAGCAUCCUACUUACUGGGAGUUGACUUGCAGAGAGCUUUCGCUUGUGAGAUUCUCACAGCGGAAAGAGUCUGGUCUGGUUCCAAACCGACGACGAUGUUGUCGGUUUAUCAGCGCAGAUUUGGACCGAGAUGAGAUAGCCUACAGACCACUUUUUCUCGUCUUGCCAGGACACCGCCCUUUUUUUAUAUUUCACUUCUAUCACAUGUAGACUAAAGUAUCACUUUUUGUCAAAACAAGUGGUCAGUUUUCAUUUUUGUAGCAAAGAGGAAGAACUGCGAACCAGAAACGGCGGGUUGUUUGCCACCGAAGCAGGAAAGGAUGUGAACAUCUGCAAGUGAGCCGUUUAAACGAAACUUCAAACGAUUUACUCCACUCUUGAAAUGGAGCAAGUUGUUAAUUUUAAAUAAUCUACUUUGGACUUGAACUACUUUGGGGGGACACUUUGCUAACUUUGAUAUGGGAGAUGCGUCUGUCAAGUUAAAAGAUAUGGAAAGCUCUUCUCUACUGACAGUGGUGCUAGUUGGGGCAUUUCUGUGGACCUCUGCUAUUCAUGCAGAUUCCAAAGACAAUGCAAGGCUGCUAUGUACAUGCGAAAAUGAGAAAGGCACAUGCAUGAAUGGAACUUGCAGAGGAUACAUCUGCUUCUACUCCUGGGUUGACGGCACUGAGGAGAGGGGCUGUUUCUACAAAGUGAACUCCAUGGAGCAGUGCUCCAGCAAAGUGGAGACCUUGUUUAUGCAGUGCUGCCGAGAGAAUCUGUGCAACGCCUUCACCACUCCCCCACCAAACAUUAAACCGACAACCACUCCCCCAGAGCUCAGUCGUCCAGAGCUGUGGAUCACGUUGUCUUUGCUGCUUUUAAUCACAACUGUCAGCAUGUGUGGUCUGGUGCUGUUCCUGCGCUUCCGACGUACACAUGGCAGAUUGAGAAAUGAUGUCCAUGGUGACCCGGAUGCCACCAUGCUCAAGGUUCCUGAUGGAGAUGACCCCACAUAUGGCGACAUCUUUGAUGAAUUUUGUACAUCAGGGAGUGGGACAGGGUUGCCCUAUCUGGUCCAAAGGACUAUGGCCAGACAAAUCUCACUUGUCCAGUGUGUCGGUAAAGGCAGGUAUGGAGAGGUGUGGAGGGGAACUUGGAUGGGGGAGAGUGUGGCUGUCAAGAUCUUUUCCUCUAGGGAUGAGCAAUCCUGGUUCAGAGAGACAGAGAUCUACAAUACUGUACAGCUGAGACAUGACAACAUACUAGGUAUGGCAGCAGAUUCAAGUUCAAAGUAUGUUUACUGUGAAAAUAAAGAUGCGGUGUCAAAAAGAAAGACAUUGAAAUUGUUAAAUUCUAUUCUGGCUUUAGGUUUUAUAGCCUCCGACAUGACAUCCAAGAAUUCUAGCACCCAGCUGUGGCUCGUCACCCACUUUCAUGAGCUGGGUUCGCUCUACGACUUCCUGCAGUGCAACAGCUUGGAGCCUGAGAGCUGCCUCAGGAUGUGCCUGUCUGUGGCUUGUGGCCUGGUCCAUCUUCACACUGAGAUUGUCAGCUCACAGGAAAAGCCAGCUAUCGCCCACCGAGACCUGAAAAGCCGAAACAUUCUGGUAAAGCGGAACGGACAGUGCUGCAUCGCUGACCUAGGUUUGGCUGUGAUACACUCUCAGUCUCAUGACUACAUUGAUGUGGGCAACAACCCUCGCGUGGGGACCAAGCGCUACAUGGCCCCGGAAGUGCUGGAUGAGACUAUUCGUAUGGACGUCUUUGAGUCCUACAAGCAGACUGACAUCUGGGCCUUGGGCCUGGUCUUCUGGGAAAUUUGCCGCAGGACCAUUGUCAAUGGAAUUGUGGAAGAGUACUGCCCACCCUUCUUUGACAUGGUGCCCUUAGAUCCCAGCUUUGAGGAGAUGAAGAAGGUGGUGUGUGUGGACCAGCAAAAGCCCAGUCUGCACAACAGGCUCCAUUCCCACCCUAUCCUGUCGGCCAUUGCGAAGAUCAUGAAGGAGUGUUGGUACCAGAGCCCACCAGCCCGCCUCACAGCUCUGCGAGUGAGGAAGACACUCUCCAAACUGGACCAUGACAGUGACUUCAGCAUUGAGAAACUCAAGCAGGACAUCUAGACCCGAGCAACAGGAUGAAAUGGGGACAAACAAUUGAAAACGCCAGAAGGGAUUAUGCAUCACAUUCCAACAGCCCAAGGUGCAAAUCAUUAGUAUAUUUUGUGCUCAUGGCUCACACAGUCACUGCAUUCUAUUAAAACCAUAUGACUUGGAGCAGUGGUGUCUAGACUGGUGUCUAGAAGGCCGUUAUUUUUUGCGUAGCCUAAUUUUAAUCUGCCGUAUUUCUGGUGCCCAACCGAAAGAUCCCAAAAAGAAAACUAGUUCAAGUUAUAUUUCUUUAUGUUCAGCUAAUGCAAAGCAGAAUAAAUAAAACCAAAGAAUGUAUAGCCUGUUCUAAAAACACAGGGUUUUAUUCAUAAUUGUCUGAAUUGUCAUGACAGAAAGGAAAUUCUGGCAUAGCACAAUUACUCAUCAUCUUAUCGAGAAGAGGAGGAGGGUGGAAUUCUGAACUUUCUCUCAUUUACAGGGAGAUUUCACAAAUGGAUUUUUCCAAAAAAUUACCAAAGAAAGCUUGGAGGCUUUGGUGUUUUUUUUUUUACCAUGAAUACAGGAAAUAUGUAAGUUAUAACAUGUUCAUACCCAAGCACAUUACCUGUUGUGUAAGCAUAUUUAACUUAUAUAAAAUGAGCCUUCAUUAUCUGCACACAGACACAAUGAGGUAUUUAGUUGUACAUAUUCUAACAGCAUUGAAACUGUGAAACAAAUAUCACCAUUGGAAUUAUUGUACAUAUAUUUUUUAUAGGGGUAUUAUUUUCCAUUAUUCAACAAUGAGACACAUUUUAUAUUAAGAAAAUUAUGACACAACAUUUUUUAAGGAUUUUCUUACAUUUCUGUACUAUCACCAUUACUAUGGUCUGUAUAGGAAUUCACAAACAGACAUGUUAUAUUGUAUAUGUUGAAUAAAGGAUUGUAUUUUUGAACAG
Etheostoma cragini (Arkansas darter) is the source of this 3127-nucleotide messenger RNA. It is a transcript of the gene acvrl1, whose product is annotated as activin A receptor like type 1. The record is from RefSeq and is a predicted model, not a curated record. NCBI's taxonomy places the organism in Eukaryota, Metazoa, Chordata, Actinopteri, Perciformes, Percidae. Gene Ontology annotation, molecular function: SMAD binding; metal ion binding; ATP binding. The transcript has 9 exons. Bases 561 to 2204 code for a protein of 547 amino acids. Gene Ontology annotation, cellular component: plasma membrane; BMP receptor complex. Gene Ontology annotation, biological process: BMP signaling pathway; protein phosphorylation; dorsal/ventral pattern formation.